GGAAUUUAACUAUUAUGUGAGUAGAUUAGGAACCGAUGUAUUGGAAACUUUUUGUUAUGAAUUUUUGUUUAGUUUCGACCCACUGAAUUCUCUCGGAAUAAUUAUAUUCUCAUUAACAGGAAUAACCGGCACUUGGGUUUUUAUUUUGGAUAGCAAUUAAAGGUAAACCAUGACUGAUGCAAAGUAUUUCACAACCACCAAAAAAGGUGAAAUAUUUGAACUUAAAAGUGAGCUUAAUAGUGAUAAGAAAGAGAAGAAAAGAGAGGCUGUGAAGAAAGUUAUUGCAUCUAUGACUGUCGGGAAGGAUGUCAGUGCUCUCUUUCCUGAUGUUGUUAACUGCAUGCAAACUGAUAACUUAGAACUGAAGAAGCUGGUUUAUUUAUACCUUAUGAACUAUGCAAAGAGUCAGCCAGAUAUGGCUAUUAUGGCUGUAAACACUUUUGUUAAGGAUUGUGAAGAUGCCAACCCGUUGAUUCGUGCUUUGGCUGUUCGCACCAUGGGAUGUAUUCGUGUGGACAAGAUAACUGAGUAUCUUUGUGAACCUCUCCGAAAGUGUUUGAAAGAUGAAGAUCCGUAUGUCAGGAAAACUGCUGCAGUGUCUGUGGCUAAACUCCAUGACAUCAAUGCCCAACUGGUUGAAGAUCAAGGAUUUUUAGACCAGCUGAGAGAUCUUUUGUCAGAUUCGAACCCAAUGGUCGUAGCAAAUGCAGUGGCUGCUUUAUCUGAAAUCAAUGAAGCCUCUACCAGUGGUCAGCCUUUGAUUGACAUGAAUGCCCAGACCAUCAAUAAACUGCUGACAGCUCUCAAUGAAUGCACGGAAUGGGGCCAAGUGUUCAUUUUGGAUUCUCUUGCAAACUGUUUGCCUAAAGAUGAAAGAGAAGCUCAAAGCAUUGCGGAAAGGGUUACGCCACGAUUAGCUCAUGCAAAUGCUGCUGUCGUCUUGUCUGCUGUUAAGGUUCUUAUGAAAUUGAUGGAGAUGAUGAGUCCUGAUUCAGAAUUUGUUACUACACUGACUAAAAAAUUAGCACCACCAUUGGUUACACUUUUGUCGAGUGAACCUGAGGUUCAAUAUGUUGCCCUUCGAAAUAUAAAUCUUAUUGUACAAAAAAGGCCAGAUAUUUUAAAGCAUGAAAUGAAAGUCUUCUUUGUGAAAUACAAUGAUCCUAUUUAUGUGAAAUUGGAGAAAUUAGAUAUUAUGAUUAGAUUAGCAUCUCAAGCUAACAUAGCCCAAGUUUUAGCUGAACUUAAAGAGUAUGCUACUGAAGUUGAUGUAGAUUUUGUGCGUAAAGCAGUACGAGCUAUUGGGCGAUGUGCCAUAAAAGUGGAGCCUUCGGCUGAAAGAUGCGUCAGCACUUUGCUAGAUCUCAUACAGACUAAAGUUAACUAUGUUGUGCAAGAAGCUAUUGUUGUAAUUAAGGAUAUCUUUAGAAAAUACCCUAACAAAUAUGAGAGUAUAAUUUCAACCUUGUGUGAAAAUUUGGAUACUUUAGAUGAACCUGAAGCAAGGGCAUCCAUGAUCUGGAUUAUUGGAGAAUAUGCUGAGCGAAUCGACAAUGCUGAUGAACUUCUUGAAAGUUUCUUGGAAGGAUUUCAUGAUGAAAAUACCCAGGUUCAGCUUCAGCUGCUUACUGCUAUUGUCAAACUUUUCUUGAAGAGACCUACUGAAACCCAAGAAUUAGUGCAACAGGUGUUAAGUUUAGCUACUCAAGAUAGUGAUAAUCCCGAUUUGCGUGAUCGUGGCUUUAUCUAUUGGAGAUUAUUGUCUACUGAUCCUGCUGCUGCUAAAGAGGUUGUUUUGGCAGAAAAACCAUUGAUAUCAGAAGAGACAGAUCUUUUAGAACCUUCUUUGUUAGAUGAACUUAUUUGUCACAUCAGUAGUUUAGCAUCAGUCUAUCAUAAACCCCCAUCUGCAUUUGUUGAAGGAAGACUGGGUAUUAGAAAAUCAUUACCACCAAGACAAAAUUCGUUGGGUUCAACUGAAGAGACUAUCACAGGAAGCCCAGUUUCUACUGCUGUUCUUACUGAGCAGCCUGCUGUUAUUCCAGCUGGAGAAAGUUUAAUUGGAGACCUGCUUAGUAUUGACUUGAAUGCACCACCUGUUCCUCCUGCAGUGCCAGCUGCCCCAGCUGCUCCUUCAGCAAUUGAUCUGCUUGGUGGAGGACUUGAUAGUUUGCUUGGAGAUAUUUCAGCACCUGCAGAUACCACACCUCAACCUAAUGCUACUGCAGCUGGCCUUUUAGGAGAUAUAUUUAGUGUAGGAUCAGCACCUACGUUCUAUAUUCCACCUAAACAGAUAUGGCUUCCAGCUGCCAGAGGGAAAGGCCUAGAGAUUGCAGGGACAUUUUCCAGAAAAAGUGGCCAAAUAUUUAUGGAAAUGACAUUUUACAACAAAGCUAUGCAGGCAAUGGCAGGUUUUGCCAUACAGUUUAACAAAAACAGCUUUGGCCUCGCACCUGCCCAGCCACUGCAGGUUCCUGCUCCUCUGCUUCCCAACACAAGUGCUGAAGUCAGUCUUCCUCUUAACACAAUGGGUGUAGUGCAAAAGAUGGAUCCUCUCACAAAUCUCCAAGUAGCUGUAAAAAACAAUAUUGAUGUGCUGUAUUUUAGUGCAAUGGUUCCAUUGCAUGUUCUUUGUGCAGAGGAUGGCAUGAUGGACAAACGUAUAUUUCUUGCCACAUGGAAAGAUAUACCAGCACAAAAUGAAGUGCAGUACACAAUUGACAAUAUUGUGUUAAGUACAGACCAAGUAUCACAGAAACUUCAAAACAGUAACAUAUUUACCAUAGCCAAAAGGAAUGUAGAUGGUCAAGAUAUGUUAUAUCAAUCUCUAAAAUUAACAAAUGGUAUAUGGGUGCUUGCUGAAAUGAAAAUUCAACCUGGUGUAACUUCUUUCACUCUUUCUUUGAAAUCUCGUGCAAUGGAUGUUGCUGCUGCCGUUCAUCAAGCAUAUGAAUCUAUUUUACGUAGUUAAGUGUUGCCCAAAAAAGACUUUACAAACUGAGAUUUAUGUUAUAUUUAUCCUAUAGUACUAAAGUAUUUGUGGUUGCAGUUAUUUGUUUUUAUGCUGAGUGUAACAUUCCACAUUAAAUAUGUAUGUUUAGAAA
Molecule: messenger RNA, 3104 nt
Organism: Argiope bruennichi
Lineage: Eukaryota; Metazoa; Arthropoda; Arachnida; Araneae; Araneidae
Gene: AP-1-2beta
Product: AP-1 complex subunit beta-1-like
Exons: 20
Coding region: 170-2971 (933 amino acids)
Biological process (GO): intracellular protein transport; vesicle-mediated transport
Cellular component (GO): clathrin adaptor complex; membrane coat
Molecular function (GO): clathrin binding
Source: RefSeq, a predicted model, not a curated record